GCGCUAUGAGUGUGGGCAGGAAGAGCGUGUGAGAGCGCAUUGAUCAUUGCUUGCACAGAGGCAUUGCACAAGGAUCUGCUGGGGCUCAACAUGUUACAUAUCUAAUGCGGGGGCACGGUCUAAAUCAAUUCCAUUCUCAUCCAAAACACAGAUCCUGCAAGAUCACCCCCAAGAUUCAGCGAAAGGGAUCGAAAACAACGGCCAGAGGCAAAGAGCUGGUUGCGGUUUGAAAACGUAGGGGUGGCCAGCGGGUGCAAAGCGCAUUUGAGAAGACGGCAGCGGGAGAGAGGCUGUUUCAGGAGCCAUGAGAGAAUACAAAGUAGUCGUACUUGGAUCUGGCGGAGUCGGCAAAUCAGCAUUGACUGUUCAGUUUGUAACUGGAUCCUUUAUAGAAAAAUAUGAUCCCACAAUCGAAGAUUUCUACAGAAAGGAAAUCGAAGUGGAUUCGUCGCCCUCGGUGCUGGAAAUAUUGGACACGGCGGGGACUGAGCAGUUCGCCUCCAUGAGAGAUCUGUAUAUCAAAAACGGGCAGGGCUUUAUUUUGGUCUACAGCCUGGUGAACCAACAGAGCUUCCAAGAUAUCAAACCAAUGAGGGAUCAAAUCAUCCGAGUCAAAAGGUACGAGCGGGUGCCGAUGAUCUUGGUGGGGAACAAAGUGGAUUUGGAGGGUGAGCGAGAAGUCUCUUCCGGGGAAGGCAAGGCUUUGGCCGAUGAGUGGAAUUGCCCGUUUAUGGAAACUUCAGCCAAAAAUAAAGGCUUGGUCGACGAACUGUUUGCAGAGAUUGUCAGACAAAUGAACUAUGCUUCAGUGCCAAACGGGGAAGACCAGUGCUGCUCGUCGUGUGUUAUUCUUUAAAGACACAUUUACAUUUUCUUUAAGUUUGCAAUGUGUGUUGCAGGGAUUCUUGACUGAGUUGAGUUCUUCGCGUCUCCUGCCGGCCUGGAACGGAAUGAGAACACUCCCAGGGGAGGGUCCCUCCUUGGGAUCCUGGGAGUAGAGUCUCUCUUCAGGAAUUCGGCGUGUUUGGAGUAUCUUUGCAAUACUCUCACUGUACACCGUUGAUGUCUACAAAAGUGGCGAAGCUUAAACUCCAGUCGCAACGUGCACUCUUAACUGGAACUUAACCCCAACUCGGAUGUUGAAAAAGACUUGGAAGCAACGUUUCUUCAAGAGAAGAAAAUGAGAUCAAAUCAGAUUUAUAUUUUGUAACUGAUAAAUAGGAGUGGGGUUGGAAAGCUCGGUGGUAUUUUCCCCAUUGUGAAUCGUACAAUACGUAAAGUUCUAUUUGUAUUUUUCAUUUUGCUGGUGACGUCAAAAUAGGAGACUGCUUCAACUAACGAGUGCCACCCUUCAGCGUGCGCCAGGACCUUACUGUCAUGACGUGGGGCCGCAGACAGCCCCAUGUCUAGUGCCUUCCAGUAUCAGCCGUUCUAUUUAGUGCCAAUCUGAGUCUCCUCAAGAAUCUCAUUAUAUGGCAAUCCACAGAGUGCUUAACUGUUUCACUCUAGUUAAUCUCAUGGGGUAAAAUCUAAACAAAAGGCCUAUUGUUAAUGAAAUGGCGGUUUCCUUCUUUUCUGUCUAAGUUUGGCCUUUGAAAUGUACGUUUUAUAUAUGGUUGAGAUUUUACUGAAUUUUAAUUUAAAUUCACAGGUACUGCAAUCCCCCCAAAGUGACACCACUAAACACUGCACACAGACCAGCUAAAGAAAAGGGUUUAAAAAGAAUAUGUUUUGUUUGUUUUUUAACAAGAUGUGAUGUACCAUUGAAUUUCUAACCUGAUUGUAAUUUUAAUUUCAGACCAGCCUUUUAACAGCUGUAUGUCUGUUUUAAGACUUUUAAUACAAAGUGCAUUUUUAAAAAAAUGGAA
Messenger RNA from Conger conger (European conger), 1868 nucleotides. Its product is annotated as ras-related protein Rap-2b. Lineage: Eukaryota; Metazoa; Chordata; Actinopteri; Anguilliformes; Congridae. Gene Ontology annotation, cellular component: plasma membrane. The record is from RefSeq and is a predicted model, not a curated record. The coding region runs from base 305 to 856 and encodes 183 amino acids. Gene Ontology annotation, biological process: negative regulation of cell migration; Rap protein signal transduction. The transcript has 2 exons. Gene Ontology annotation, molecular function: GDP binding; GTP binding; GTPase activity.